Molecule: messenger RNA, 1527 nt
Organism: Torulaspora globosa
Lineage: Eukaryota; Fungi; Ascomycota; Saccharomycetes; Saccharomycetales; Saccharomycetaceae
Gene: CAB3
Product: phosphopantothenoylcysteine decarboxylase complex subunit CAB3
Exons: 1
Coding region: 1-1527 (508 amino acids)
Biological process (GO): coenzyme A biosynthetic process
Cellular component (GO): phosphopantothenoylcysteine decarboxylase complex
Molecular function (GO): FMN binding; phosphopantothenoylcysteine decarboxylase activity
Source: RefSeq, a predicted model, not a curated record
AUGAGUGAAGAGAAGCGUCUAGAGGCACCCGCGCGCUCUGGUACAAGCACUGUAAACGCUGGUGGAGAAGAUAUCAAAAAACCAGUUUCGAUAUUAAAUAACUGGCGCAAUGCCAAGCCCACAGUGCGAAAAGAGCAAGAUAAUAGGCCGGUUUAUUAUAAGACCCAGCUUGCCCAUGCCUCUAACGAGGAUCUGGAGGAGGCGUCAAGACCUGCCAAGUCGGAACUUUCAUCGGAUUCAAGUAGCUCCAUCCCUCGUUAUUCAUCUUUUGACAAGUAUAAGGGCUUAAAUGGCAAUGGCAGAAGCAGCCAGAAGCUGAAGGUUCUAACGGACACACCAGUGGACAGCUCACCUCAAAAAUCCAGCAGUGCUUCGUCCAAUACUGCGGUGUCGUUUACCGUAUCAAAUGGAGCCAAGAUUUCCCACCACAGAUAUUCUAUCAGUGCCAAACCAGGCAGAUCCUCUCUCUCAAACUCGCCAAAUGCUAGCACGGAUCAGCUGGUAGUGAAAGCAGAAUCACCGUCGGAGGAGAAGAACUCGAUUGUACAUAUGCCAGGAGACUUCAUCUACUUCGAACCCCGAGUCAAGUCCCAUAACGCUGGUAACCAUGAAAACGCAGUCGAUGCGUCACCACAGAUACCUCGAAAGGAGGUUAUAAAACCAUUGACGGGCCCUCAGGUCCCCUUCAUGGAAUUUUUCCAAAAGCAAGAUGAUAAAAAGUUUCACAUAUUACUAGGUGCUACAGGUUCAGUAGCCACUAUAAAAGUUCCCCUGAUAAUUGACAAGUUGUUCAAAAUAUACACAAGAGAAAAAGUCUCCAUCCAGCUGAUUGUCACCAAACCUGCGGAGCAUUUCCUCAAGGGUUUGAAAAUAUCAACCGAUGUCAAGAUAUGGCGAGAAGAAGACGAAUGGUCUGGUUUCAGAAAGUUGGGUGACCCAGUUUUGCAUCACGAGUUGAGAAGAUGGGCAGACAUAUUCCUGAUUGCUCCACUGUCCGCCAACUCUCUUGCGAAAAUAGCGAAUGGUAUGUGCGAUAACCUGCUGACGUCAAUCUUGAGAGACUGGACACCGUCGACGCCCGUGCUGGUGGCACCUGCGAUGAACACGUUCAUGUAUAUCAACCCCAUGACAAAGACCCAUCUGAAAAUUCUACAAGAGGAUGCUCCCUUCAUAACGGUCUUGAAGCCAGUUGAAAAGGUUCUGAUAUGUGGUGACAUAGGUAUGGGAGGGAUGAGAGAAUGGAAUGAUAUUGUAGAGAUUUUACGGCGUCGGAUCGCGGAGCUAUGCAAAGCUAACGAAAAUGAUGUAGACGACGGAGAGGACGAUGAGGAAGAAGAGGACGAGGAAGAUGAAGAAGAAGAGGACGAUCGGGAUUCAAAUCGCCCAAAUGCAGAUCGAGAUGGCGACGAAGAUGAAGAUGACGAUGAAGAUGACGAAGACGAUGACGAUGAUGAUGACGAAGACGAGGACGAAUAUGAGGACGAUGGCGAGAAGGCAGAUGAUACAAUGGGUUCUCGAAAAACCUAA